CUGACAUAAAUCAGUUAACCUAAAAAUUUGUGGCGGUAAUUAAACUAUUUAAACGUUUUUAAUUCUUUAUAAAUAAAAAUGAAACAAGAUAUAAUUCAAACUGAUUAUUUUCAGUCGCACAGAAAAAAUACCUCCGAUCCGAUUUUAAUUAAAGACUUUUCAGAAUAUGGUCAAAUUUAUCAAAUAUUAUGUUCUCCGUACGAAUGGACCAAAGAUAUUAUGAUUCUUGCUUUUGAAAAUAAAUUAGUGCUAAUUUCGUUAUCUUUUAAGGAAAAUGUAAUUGUGAAAAAACUAUACGAAUGUGCCCACCCAAGCAGAUGUACAGCACUGAGUCUUUCGCCGAAUACAUCAUUCGUAGUUUUACCAAACCAGAUAGUUUUUGCAACAGGAGCAGCGGAUUACAAAAUAAGAGUUUACGAAAGUGAUAUGCAGGAAAAUAACACUUGUAGAGUACUAAGUGGUCAUACUAGCUAUAUAAAUAAUGUUGCGUUUGACUCUGAAAACACAUAUUUGGCUUCGGCUAGCGAUGACAAUUCUGUGAAGAUCUGGAAUAAUAACGAGUUUAGUUUAAAAACUACAUUCUUGCUAUCUUCUCCAGCAAUGGUAGUGUCUUGGCAUAGAUCUGACUUAGGAAAAUUACUUAUAGCAGAAAAAAUAGGAGUAAUUAAAUUUUAUAAUGUUGAAACAGAAACACCAAUAUUAUCUUUAGAUUUUGCAAAAUCUUUAUCUUCAGCUCAUUGGGCACCUUCAGAUAGCCAACUUCUAGCAUCAUUGCAACUGGGAGAGCUAUUAUUAUGGGAUUUAACUAAACCAUGUUUGCCUCAACAGAGUACUAUUCUUUUUUCUGAAAACGGUGGCCACAUAAAAUUCUCUCCACAAGGCGAGUUACUAGCCGCUGUCAAUAGCCUGGAUGGUACCAUAAAAGUUAUACACACUUUGACCCAAACGGUUAGGCUUACUGCAAACGUCUCUCUACCUUCGAAUCUAGAAUGGCAUUAUCAUUAUCCUAUUGUAUGUAUCGGAGAUGACUCGAAAUUGUGUUUUUGGAGAGUUCAUAAAUAAAUUUGUACAUGUUUUUGUAUUUCUUAUAAUAACGUCUAUUUUUUGUAAUUAGGAUACACCCUGGCAUAUAUCUAAUAUAUUUUCAUAGUUAUUUAAAUAAAAAUA
Molecule: messenger RNA, 1167 nt
Organism: Sitophilus oryzae (rice weevil)
Lineage: Eukaryota; Metazoa; Arthropoda; Insecta; Coleoptera; Curculionidae
Gene: Nup37
Product: nucleoporin Nup37
Exons: 5
Coding region: 79-1062 (327 amino acids)
Cellular component (GO): nuclear pore outer ring
Molecular function (GO): protein binding
Source: RefSeq, a predicted model, not a curated record